This is a messenger RNA of Mollisia scopiformis, 2007 nucleotides long. Its product is annotated as S-adenosylmethionine decarboxylase. Lineage: Eukaryota; Fungi; Ascomycota; Leotiomycetes; Helotiales; Mollisiaceae. Gene Ontology annotation, biological process: spermine biosynthetic process; spermidine biosynthetic process. Gene Ontology annotation, cellular component: cytosol. Gene Ontology annotation, molecular function: adenosylmethionine decarboxylase activity. The transcript has a single exon. The record is from RefSeq and is a predicted model, not a curated record. The coding region runs from base 365 to 1948 and encodes 527 amino acids.
AGAUAUUCUCCAGACUGCAGAUAACCUCGUCUGCUAGACCCGAUAUCCCUUAACGGUAUCGGCAUCUACCAGAGCGAGGACAACCAAAGAGUCAACAUUCCCUCCGCGAAGGACUUCUUCAUCCCUUUGUGCACCCGACCUCCAUAACGUCCCUUUAGACGUUUGCACACUACAUAUUCUGCUGGUUCCGCCAGCGCUCGAUUCACCCCACGGUUCUGUGGGCCUUCUCUUCUCAGGCGGACACCGCAAGGUUCGUCUGGGUGGCAGAUAGUGCUUCACAGUACUUGCCAAUAGAGCUUGACUCAACCUAAGGAAACACAUCAUCGAAUUUCUGUCAACUACAACAAAUUUUCAAGGAAUAGUUAUGGUCCAUUUCGAGAUACCAUCGCAAUACACUUUCUCGCCUUCAGAAGGUACGCCACAACUUACGAUCAACCGUGAGGCUACCGUCGAUCUUGAUAGCAGCAAUGCAUUCGAAGGCCCCGAGAAACUCCUAGAAGUCUGGUUUGCGCCGGCUGCAGAUGCUCUCCCUCCAGGAACCAAGAAGGAUGGACUCAAGGCAGUUCAGGCCGAGACAUGGAAGGAGAUGCUAGAUCUAGUCAACUGCAAGGUUCUUUCUGUGGUUGAGUCGGAGCACAUCGAUGCGUACCUCUUGUCAGAGUCGAGCAUGUUUGUCUUCCCUCACAAGCUCAUCUUGAAGACAUGUGGAACUACGACACUCUUGCUCGGCAUUCGACGCAUGUUGCGAAUCGCUGCAGUUGAGGCGGGCUUCCCAUCCCACAACACCAGUUCUUUGGAUGACAUCAAGACUGCGGCCACUCCUUACAGAGUCUUUUACAGCCGCAAGAACUUUUUGUUCCCUGACAAACAACAUGGACCUCACCGAAGCUGGAAGCAGGAAGUCAAGUUUCUUGAUGAUAUGUUCCUUGGCGGAAGUGCAUAUAUGGUGGGCAAGAUGAAUGGAGAUCAUUGGUACCUCUACCUCACAACACCAAACACCACACUCACGCCGCCUCGAACCCCUGAUAACGAACGAGUUGCCACUGAGACGAAGAUCUUGAAGAUCCCAACCAGCUCAGCCUUUGCAAUGGGACAGAGAGCCUUGGAGAAUGACGAUGAGACGCUUGAAGUCCUGAUGACGGAUCUUGACCCAGAGAAUGCCAAGCAGUUCUACCUAGAACACGCGAGUGCGGUCGCGGAGGGCAAAUACUCUGAGAGGGCUGAUCGAGCCCGUCGAGAGGCGGCAAACAGCCUGGGAGACUUGAGUGGAGCCAACAUGACAAACUCAACCUUGAGUGGCAGUACAGCGGCCAACGACGAGACCUUUGACGUAUUCAGUCAAACCUCUUCAGACAACGGAGCCUUUACUCCAGAUGAUGACGUUGGAUACCCAGAGGAGCUCAGCACCGAGGGUCACGCACUUGGUACAGUGGUCUCGGAGACUUGCGGUCUAUCGGAUGUCUAUCCUACUUCUAAAUACCCUGAUGCACGCGUUGACGCCUACCUCUUCACACCCUGCGGCUUCUCCGCCAACGGUGUGAUUCCGGCCCCUGAUCAAGCAGGCACGGCGACACAUUACUUUACGGUUCACGUCACCCCCGAACUACAAUGCUCUUACGCUUCAUUCGAAACCAAUGUCCCCGGACGUCAAACUGGACGCGAGACUCAUGAAGUGAUUGAGCACGUAGUGAACAUCUUCAAGCCCGGUCGUUUCAGCGUCACGCUCUUCGAAGCCAAGACGAUCGUGGCUGAAGUACGUGAUCUGGGUCUGGAUGGUGACGGGGUGGCGAAGGCGGGCUUGCUUCGCAGUGCCAAGAUGGAGAAGAUCAGAGGGUAUCGCAGGUUGGAUCGGAUCGUGCAUGAAUUCGAUGGGUACGAUUUGGUGUUCCGGUACUACGAGCGUGAUGGUUGGGUGGGUGGUGGGCCACGGUUGGGCGAGGUUGAUUGAGGGUCUGCGUUUUUUCUAUUUGCUAUUUCUUCUUUCACUGGCAGCGUCUGUCUGUCGUU